AUGCGUGGUGAAGAAUAUGUUGGAUAUAGGAAACCUAAAGGAUGCAAAGCCAUACAAGAUCAAGUUCGUACUGCAAAAAUGAUGGGACCACCAUGCACAUCAAGUUUUUGUCAAAAGAGUAAGUUGAGAGGUUGCCAAAGGUUCGAAGAGGAGACUAGAAAAUCGAAGCAUGAUAAAUUUUGGAAAACGAUGAACUGGGAUCAACGUAGAGUUUAUGUUGCUGGUCUGGUCACGCGCUCUGCUCAUUCCCGCUAUACAAAAUCUGCCUCAGAAACUUCACGACGAGAAGGCACAUUUCAUUAUUAUUUGCCGAUAGAAUCAGACAUGAAAGUCCAGGUUUGCAAAGAAAUGUUUUUAAGUACCUUAUCGCUUUGUUCUACUGCCGUGCAGUCUUGGGUAAAACGAGCAGAAUUUGCAACGGUGCCUAGUCAAAGUGUCCAAAAUGAAGAGCCUACAGUUAGCAGAUUUACAUUUGACAAGGAAUACAAUAAAAAAAAUUUGGCGUUUUACGUAUUAAAAAAGGACAUGUGUGACACAUGCGCUAGUUACCAAACUGGAAAUUAUGAUGAGCAUACUUUCCAAUUGCACAUUUUGAAAAAAAAUCGAGCACGACAAGAAAAGGAGGCGGACAAAAAACUUGCUGUAUCUGGAAAACUCAUACUAGUCACUAUGGACUUGGAAGCGGUUAAAGUUUGUUUAGUUUACUCUUUAUUGCACUCAAAAUUUUACAUAGAAACAAGUAAAUAAAUUAGUUACAAGGGUGGGCUUAUCUCUAUAAGAGAUAUCAAUAUUCGUCCAUAUUUAACGGCAAGUGCUCUCUAUUUUAAGACAAAAUUGACUUGCCACAACUUUACCAUCUUCAACCCAGCUAUAAAGCAUUGCAAAUGUUACUGGUUUACCGAAACAGCAAGUGAUUUAACAGCUAGCACAUUUGUUUCGUUUGUUAUAGAUUAUUUGGAAAUUCAUUGUCUGCCCAAACAGUUACCUAUUGUUAUAUAUUCAGAUAGUUGCACAUACCAGAAUCGAAACACUAUUCUGUCUAAUGGUCUUCUAAAUUUUAGCAUCAAGUACAAUGUCACCAUAACUCAUAAGUAUUUAGAACCGGGUCACACACAAAUGGAAUAUGACUCGGUUCACAGUGCCAUUAAGCGAAAGCUCAAAAACAGGGAAAUUCAUCUUCCGAGUGAUUAUGUGUCUGUAACUAAAGAAGCUCGCAUUAAAGAGCAAUAUGAGGUAGUUGAAGUUGACUACAGUUUCUUUAAAAAUUAUGCAGAUUCUUCUACUUUUUUAUAUAAAAGUAUUAGACCAGGAUAUAAAGCUGGUGAUCCUGUUGUAACAGACCUGCGUGCCAUGAAAUACAAACCAAAUGGUGACAUCCUCAUAAAACUAAACUUUGAUGAGGAUUGGAUGGCUUUGCCUCAAAGACGGUACAAAAUUGAUACUACAUAA
Diatraea saccharalis (sugarcane borer) is the source of this 1449-nucleotide messenger RNA. Lineage: Eukaryota; Metazoa; Arthropoda; Insecta; Lepidoptera; Crambidae. The record is from the annotation of a GenBank genome assembly.